Messenger RNA from Thyridium curvatum, 1296 nucleotides. RefSeq lists its product as uncharacterized. The coding region runs from base 1 to 1296 and encodes 431 amino acids. The record is from RefSeq and is a predicted model, not a curated record. Lineage: Eukaryota; Fungi; Ascomycota; Sordariomycetes; Thyridiales; Thyridiaceae. The transcript has a single exon.
AUGCACGAGCUCGCGCUCGAGGGGCUGACCGCGUCCUCGCUCGGCGGGCAGACCCUGAACCCGUACGACCUGGCCCGCACGCCCGGCGGCAGCAGCGGCGGCAGCGCCGCGGCGCUGGCCGCGAGCUUCGCCGUGCUCGCCACGGGCGGCGACACCGUCAACAGCAUGCGCAGCCCCGCGAGCGCCAACGCCGUCUUCAGCUUCCGGCCCACGAGGGGCCUCGUCUCCAGGGCGGGCACCGUGCCCGUCAGCCGCACGCAGGACGCGCUGGGCGCCAUGGCGCGGACGGUGUCGGAUCUCGCGGUCGCGCUCAACGCCAUGGCGAGUGUCGGGUUCGAUGCGGAAGACGACAUGACGGCGCUUGCGCCCGAGGAGGUCCGUGGGACCGACUACACCUCCGGGCUCAGAGGUGGGGAUGCGAGCAGUCUCAGACUGGGUCUUCUCACCGGUUUUCUCAACUACACCGCCUCGGAGGAGACGACGCCCGUAAACGACGUCAUCGCCGACAUGGUGCGGCUGCUCAGAUCCGCAGGCGCCACGGUCGUCCACAUCACCGACGAGAUCUACGACCCGACCGCCAUCGCAAAGCUCGACAUCCAGACGUACGAAUACCGCGAGCAGCUUGACAAGUACCUCUCCAACGCCAACAACAACAACAACAACAACAACAACAACCUCGCCGCCAGCGGGCGGCGAGCACCCUCCUCCUUCGAAGAACUCUACUACCCCUUCCCAGACACAAACACAGACACAGACACGGACACGGACACGUCCUCGCGGCAGUUCCUCGUGAUCCCCUCCCAAUACGCCCACAUCUCCAACGCCGCCGCCCGCUCCACCUCGGACGAGGCCUACUCGGAGCUCAGGCAGGAGAUCCGGCACCUGACCGACGCCCUGCACGCCACGCUCGACACCCACGGCCUGGACGCGCUCAUCUACCCGCAGCAGCGCAACCUCGUCGUCAGGGUCGGCUCGCCCUCGCAGAGCGGCCGGAACGGCCUCAUGGCCGCGCUGACGGGCAGCCCCUCGGUACUCGUCCCGGCGGGGUUCUCUCCGCCCACAGAGGAUGCCCCUGCCGGUGUGCCCGUGGGCAUGGAGCUGCUCGGCCCGCCCUGGUCCGAGGCUCGACUGCUGCAGAUUGCGCACCUCAUCGAACAGAUGUCCCCCGCAAGACGGGUUCCGCCGUUUACGAAUCGCACUGUCGAGUCCAGGUCGUACCAGAGUGUGCCCAGUAUCCAAACGCGGAGGGACAAUAUACCAGAUGCAUACCCCCUAGGGCAGUUGGGAACUACAUGA